AUGGCUUCCAGAUCAGAGGAGGAUCUCUGCUGUCCGGUCUGUCAGGACGUCUUCAGAGAUCCUGUUCUUCUGUCAUGUAGCCACAGCGUCUGUAGAGACUGUCUGAAGAGAUGGUGGACAAAGAAUCCAACACACCAGUGUCCCGUUUGUAAGAGAAGAUCUUCAAAGUUUGAACCACCUUUAAAUCUGGUUUUGAAGAAUCUGUGUGAGUCCUUCUUACAGGAGAGAGAUCAGAAAGCUUCUUCAGAAGGUCUCUGCCAUCUGCACUCUGAGAAACUCAAACUCUUCUGUCUGGACCAUCAGCAGCCAGUGUGUCUCAUCUGCAGAGAUUCAGAAAAACACACCAACCACAGAAUCAAACCCGUCGAUGAAGCUGCACAACAGCACAGGAAGGAACUUCAGGAAACUCUGGAACCAUUAAAGAAGAAACUGGAGCUCCAGAAGGAAGUUCAGAAGAAGUUUGAUCAAACAGCAGAACACAUUAAGGUCCAGGACCGACACACAGAGAGGCAGAUUAAGGAGCAGUUUAAGAAGCUUCAUCAGUUUCUAGCAGAGGAAGAGGAGGCCAGGCUGGCUGCUCUGAAGGAGGAAGAGGAGCAGAAGAGUGGGAUGAUGGAGGAGAAGAUGGAGGCUCUGAGCAGAGAGAUAGCAGCUCUUUCAGACACAGUCAGAACCACAGAGGAGGAGCUGAGAGCUGCAGACGUCUCAUUCCUGAACAACUACAAGGCUGCAGUGGAAAGAGUCCAGCGCUGCCCCCUGCUGGAUGAUCCACAGCUGCACUCAGGAGCUCUGAUAGACCAGGCCAAACACCUGGGCAACCUGGCCUUCAACAUCUGGAACAACAUGAAGGACCUGGUCUGCUACACUCCUUUUAUUCUGGACCCAAACACUGCUAGUCCAAGACUCUUCCUGUCUGAAGAUCUGACCAGUGUGAGACGAGGAGAGAAACAGAAGCUUCCAGAUAAUCCAGAGAGGACUCAUUAUAAUGUUUUAAGUUCUGAGGGUUUUAACUCAGGAACUCACAGCUGGGAUGUUGAUGUUGGAGACAGUAAAGACUGGAGACUGGGUGUGUUAGCAGAGUCUGUAAUCAGGAAGGGAGACAUUCUGUCUGGAUUAUGGAGAAUAAGGUUUAAUAAAGGUAAAUACUCAGCAGCGUCUCCAGGUUCUCAUAUUGAACUCCAAGUUCAGGAGAAGCUGCAGAGGAUCAGAGUGACUCUGGACUGGAACAGAGGAAAACUGUCUUUCUCUGAUCUUCGUACUAACACACACAUACACACCUUCAAACUCACUGUCAAUGACAGGAUGUUUCUAGUCAUAUACACUGAUGAUAAAGUGAAGAUUUUACCUGUGAAGGUCUCAGUGAUGAAACAGCAGCUCUGAUGUGUUCAGUAUGAAGAACACAGAGUUCCCAUUAAACCUUAUUGAUCUGGUUGAAAUUCAAUGUUUUUAGUGUCAAAUAGGAAAUUUGAAGCUGAAAUCAGAACAGGAGAAAAUCACUGAUCUCAAAGGUUGGAAGAAGUCAGUGGAUCAGCAUAAAUACGGACCAGAUUUCUUUUUAGGGAGGGCUAGGGGCUUGUUUAGUUAUUAGUUAUAGUUAUUUAGUAUCCACAAAAGUCUUGAUACUUAAAAAACUAUAAGUUGAAGGUGUGUUGGUCUAUGUAUGUCAAUCUGGAACAGAUAUGAUGCAGAUCAGACACUGAAGAUCAUGAAUUUGAGCACCGAUCUUUGCAGGCAACACUUAUCACUGUUCACAUACAAAACCAUCACAAACAACUUCUCCUCUGACUUAAAUAAGAAAAAUCUGGGACAAUAUAAAUGUUGAGAAGCAUCACUGUUCAAUAAACAUGUGAUCAGUCAGAGGAGCUACUGUCUGCUGUUAAUUCUAAUUAAAACUCUUAAUUCAUUUUGAAACGGUUCAUAUUGGGUUAAGCGUUUUUUUUUUAUAACUUCUUUAAUGAAUGAAUGUAUAGUGUAUAUAUAUUGUUUUUUUUUUUUUUCAAUGUGAUGCCACUUGAAACCCUAACAAGAAGAUGCAGAAAGAACACCAACACCGUUCACAAAUAAUAAUAAUAACAAUAAUAAACUAUAAAGGAGUUCUGUUUAUUUAGGACUGCAAUUUUGUCAGUUAGACAGUUAGUGGCAAUACGAAAAAUAACCUGUGAUUUUGUGUAUAUCAGUGAAUGCGUGUGUAUAUGUUUAAAAGUUGUUAACUGUAAUUGGUGUUGCUCCAAAAUUUAAUUUAUUAAAACAAAACAAAAAGAAGAAUGUUUUUCUUUUGUAAACGUCGCACAAAUUGCCAAAGAAAGGUCCUAAAAUAGCCCAUAACAUGCAGUAUCAGAAAUGAAAUUCACUGAAGUAGCAGAUGAACUAUUGUUAAAUAAUUUACACAUUUUGGUAGUAUUAGAGAGUCAUUUAGGUUCUACAUUUGAGGAUACAUCACUGAUAAUACAUUUCUAUUUUAUAGACAAUAUAGAGAAGUUAAAAAGCACUGUACAGCCAAAGAAUACAGAUUUAUCACAUAUAUAAAUAAAUCAUAUUUGUCAUGGUUAUGGGCUUUAAGUUCUUGUUUUGGAUUUCUGGUUAUGUUUAGUUAGUUUUUUUCCCUUGUGUGCUGUGGUUGCUGUUUCUGCCUCGUUAGAACACCUGGUCUGAUUAGUCAUCUACUUCACCUGUGUCUUGUUACUCCCUUUGUGUAUAAGUAUCCCUGGUAUUCUGUUAUUCCUCGUUGGAUCCUACCAUUCACGUAUGCCUGUUGCCUCUGAUUUGACUCAUCUGUUUUUCCUGUUUUGGCUCCUGGAA
Messenger RNA from Melanotaenia boesemani (Boeseman's rainbowfish), 2799 nucleotides. RefSeq names its product E3 ubiquitin-protein ligase TRIM35-like. NCBI's taxonomy places the organism in Eukaryota, Metazoa, Chordata, Actinopteri, Atheriniformes, Melanotaeniidae. The transcript has a single exon. Gene Ontology annotation, molecular function: protein binding; zinc ion binding. Bases 1 to 1380 code for a protein of 459 amino acids. The record is from RefSeq and is a predicted model, not a curated record.